AUGAAAUUAACAAACGAACAGUUAAAAAAAUAUAAAGAGGAUGGUUUUUUAAUUAUUGAAAACUUUUGUUCAGAUGAAGAGAUUGAUAAGGUUACAAAUGAAAUGAAAAAACUUAUUGAUGAAUAUGAUCCUUCUGAAACAAUAUCAAUCUUUACAACAAGUGAACAAGAUAGAAAUACAGAUGAUUAUUUUAUUGGCAGCAGUGAUACUAUUAGAUUUUUCUUUGAAAAGGAUGCCUUGGUAGAUGGCAAAUUAGCAGUACCAAAAGAAAUUGCCUUUAAUAAAGUUGGUCAUGCUCUUCAUAAUUUGAACCCAACCUUUGAAGAAUUUUCAUAUUCUCCAAAAAUCCAUGAUUUAAUUUAUUCACUUGGUUAUAAAAAAGCAUUAUCGGUUCAAUCAAUGUAUAUUUUUAAAAAUCAAAGAAUCGGUGGUGAAGUUAAUAUUCAUCAAGAUAGUACAUUUUUACAUACAACCCCAUUAACCACACAUGCAAUUUGGUUUGCAUUUGAAGAUUCAACAAUCGAAAAUGGUUGUCUUAGAGGUUUAGCUGGUUCACAUAAAGCAGGUAUUACUAAAAGAUUUAUAAAGAAUGAUGAAAAUAAAUUUGUAUUUGUUCAAGAUAGUCCCGAUCCAGUAUGUAAAAAAGAAGAUUUUGUAGCUUUGGAAUGUAAAAAAGGUUCCAUUAUUUUAUUAGACGGUGCAGUUCUCCAUUAUAGCGAACCAAACAAAUCCCAAAAAUCACGUCACGCAUACACUCUCCAUUUUAUUGAAGGCGAAGAUGGUGUCGUUUAUGAGGAAAAUAAUUGGUUACAAUCAUCAAAACCAUUUAGAGCUCUUUAA
Molecule: messenger RNA, 840 nt
Organism: Dictyostelium purpureum
Lineage: Eukaryota; Evosea; Eumycetozoa; Dictyosteliales; Dictyosteliaceae
Exons: 4
Coding region: 1-840 (279 amino acids)
Source: RefSeq, a predicted model, not a curated record